Molecule: messenger RNA, 5785 nt
Organism: Syngnathus acus (greater pipefish)
Lineage: Eukaryota; Metazoa; Chordata; Actinopteri; Syngnathiformes; Syngnathidae
Gene: ankfn1a
Product: ankyrin repeat and fibronectin type III domain containing 1
Exons: 24
Coding region: 1287-5174 (1295 amino acids)
Biological process (GO): establishment of mitotic spindle orientation; regulation of establishment of bipolar cell polarity
Cellular component (GO): spindle
Molecular function (GO): protein binding
Source: RefSeq, a predicted model, not a curated record
AGAUGGUCGAGAGCAUGCAAGGAAUGAGAGACCACGCACGGACGCACGCAGCUUUGAUUUCUAUAUGGACCGGCGGCCCCCACGCAGCACAGAAUAAAGUGGACCGUCACAAAGGGCUUGACGACACCCAAAGACUUGGAUAGGCUUUGUGACGUCACGGCCCGCACGGUGGACUCGGACGAGAGGACGUAUACAUGGCAUGCAGCCAUGCAGCAAGCCAAAGACCCACUUUAAAUUAAAAAAAAAGCCUAAUCGGUCUCUGGUUUGGGCCAACAAAAAUGAGCAUAAAACUUCGAACAGCUGCUGCUACUAUGCUGUGUGUGUACGUGUGGGAAGAACCAGUUUCCAUGUUUUUUUGCUCUUUGCUCAGUGCUGCCUGCAUGGCCAGUGGCGGUACUACACUCAAGGUGCGCAAUCCUACAUUUGGACUUGACGCCCACCUAUGCACUUGGGGAGGGGCCUCGUCGUGAAUGCGUGCUCAAACAAUAAUCGGGAAUCUGAAUGGCAGCACAGCGGGGACGCACGAAUAAGAAUGAAAGAAUUUGAAUGGAAGCAGUAAUGACUGGACAUGAAGUUAUUUGCGCACGCGCGCGUCUUUCCUGUCAGAUUUGAUCUGUUGGGCUGAAGCCGGUUUUCCCCGCCCACUCCUCAUUUCAGCUUCAAAGCAAUUGGGAACGAGAAUCUUCUCGUCUCCCCUCCCUUCUCUCAUUUCUUUUUUUACUUUGCUCAUUUUUUUCCAUGCCACUUUUCCCCAGCUCUCCGCCAAGUGUCCUUGCACCUCCAAGUGCACGCGUCUUUCCCCUCCUUGAAUCCUCUCCCUCGCAAGUGUCUUUUUGUCGUCCCGUCCCCCCCUUCCAGCCUCCCCCCUCCAUUGCUCCAGCUCACUUGGACUUGAACUCUUGCAGCAAGCGUGCGACACAAGGAGCCACUUUGGGCCGUUUGACUUGUGUUCGGCGGCGGUUUCUGCGGCUGGCCAAGAGCCCGAAGAGUGCGCUUGGCUUAGCCGCCGUGUGGGCGGGAUCAUCGCGGGCCGGGCCCCCAGAUGUUGUUGGCCCAACUGGGACGCCCUGGGCCAGGCAAGCCUUCGUGCGGCGGAGAUACCGCAAUGAAAUGUGAGCCUGCUCCGUAAUUUUGGGGAUGUUUUACUCGGAGCAGGCAGGACAAAAGACACGUUAGCAGGCCACAGCCCAGCCGGAGCAGAUGUUGGAGCUCCGGGAAGAGCAGGCAGGCAAGCCGCAUCGAGGACGCCGACUAAAGGACGCCGCUGCAGGACGAUAUGGGCCAAGAUGUCGGUGGAUUCUGAGAGUCCCCGCCCGCUGUCGUCCUCGCGAGACUCCCGCAUCUCCUGCGUCUUCCGAGCGGCCGACGACAAAGAUGACGACGACGUCCAGGCGACGGGAGAGGAGAGCGUUCUGGAGAUGCUGAGUUGCUCCAAGCUGUCGGACCUGGAGACGUGGCUGUGCAUGCCCUCCUCGCUGCUGCUGCCCAGACUCUUGGACUCCGCCCGGGCCCCUUCGCCCUCGUCGGCUAACAGCAGGACGGCUGAGAGGGCCGCCGCCACGGGCCAAGAGACGCCCUACCCGAUGUCGCCGCCCGUCCUCUCAUCCACGCCCGCCGCCGGCGUCAGCAUCGGGAAGCGCCGCCGUCUGGCCGCCGGUCCCGGAGGUCUUCGCUGGAAGUCCGCAGGUUCCCUGCUGUCAUCCGAGCCUGAUGAAGAGGAGGAGGACGGCCCGGCCCAAGCGGCGAGGGGCCGGCGCCCGGCCCGGGGGGGCGGGGCUGCCGAGCGGGCAGCCGUCAGGAAAACGCUGUCGGCGGACGAGCGACUGCUGCGGCCGGCCGGCGCCGAGCGACGACACCUCAAGCUGCUGCGCAACAUCCACAGUCUGGGAACGCCGAGUAGAUUCGACUCCAGAAAAAAGUCGGACGGCAAGCUCUCGCGACUGGCUCAGAGGUGGAACCGGCGCGCGGCGGCAGGAGAUGUUCUGAUCCAGGACCUGGAGUUUUACACGGGAAUCCCCCACACCUCGCUCAGCCUGGACAGACGCCUGCCGGCCGCGAUGACCCAGCAGAUGCAGAACUUGCAGCUGUCCCAAGGCAAGAAGGUCCCGGGCGGGCCGGCCUCCCCCAACGCUGCCAAGCGCCUCUACCGCAACCUGUCGGAGAAGCUGCGAGGAAGCACGUCGUCCUUCGAAGACUCCGCCUUCUCGGGCAAGACGGAUCGCCUUCGCAAGGCCUCGGCCAUGCAGGGCGGCAGCGAGUGCCUCUUUGAGGCGGUGGAGCAGCAGGACCCGGACACGGUCCGCCUUCUCUUGUGCCGCCUGACGGUCGAGGAGCUGGAGCUCAACGCGCCCGACGCCCGGGGCCUGACGCCGCUCGACGUGGCCGUCAUGAGCGACAACGCGCACGUGGCAAAGUUGCUGCUCAAGGCCGGCGCCAGGGAGGGGCCGCACGCCGUGAGCGCCGAGAAGCGCCAGGUCCACCUGGUGGCUCUGGAGGCCGAGGCGGAGCGCCGCGUCGCCGAAGCGCCGGAUGACAAGCAGCUGAGGGCCUGGGAGCGGAGGCGCCAGCUCUACCAGCGCAUGAGCGGCGCGUUGCGGCACGCACGCCCCCCCGAGGCGCCCACCUUGGUCCGUCUGAGCGUCAGCAGCAGCUCCACGCUGACCGUCACCUUCCGGGAACCGCAGCAGCUCCGACCCACUGUCAUCACCAAGUACAAAGUGGAGUGGAGCUGCUUGAAGGAUUUCUCCCUGCUGGCCGGAGAGAUGCUGCUGGAGAACCUGCAGAGCUUGAAAUGCACCAUCAGCGGCCUCACCACGGGUCGCCUGUACUUUGUGCGAGUGUCGGCCUGCAACAUGAAGGGCUGGGGGCCGCCCGCCUGCUCCUUGCCGCCGUCUGCCGCUCCUUCCAACUGGCGAGAGAGCAACGGGCAGGAGCCCGGGCGGCGCGGUCACACGGAAGCCAUGGAGCGCCUCCUGCAGCAAGUCCGAGCCACGCACGCGCACGACUGCUGCGGAGAUGCUUCCAAGCUGCAGAACUCCAGCAGGAAGCAGUCGGUGUCCAGAAGCCUCAAACAUCUUUUCAACUCCUCCAACAAGUUUGUGAAGACACUGAAAAGGGGCAUCUACUUGGCGGCCAUCUUCUACCACAAAGACAAACUGCUAGUGACGGCCGAGGAGCAGAUCCCCAUUGUGGAGGUGGACGACUCGUACGGCAGCUCCCUUAUGCAGGACUUCCUGUGGUUCACCAAGCUGUCGUGCAUGUGGGAGGACGUGCGCUGGCUCCGUCAGAGCGCGCCGGCGGCGUCGGCCUCGUCCACGCUGCAGGCGCGCCACAAGAUGCUGAGCGCCGCCGGGCAGCUGCAGAACCUGCUGGGCACGCACGACCUGGGCCGCGUCCACUAUGAGCCCAUCAAGGAUCGCCACGGCAACGUGCUGCUGGUGACGGCGCGCGACGCCGACGGCCAGCACUCGCUCCUCAGCGGCAAGUGGGUGCAGGUGGCCAAAGUGCAGAGUCAGCGCAAGUCCCUGUCCACGCCCGAGGAACCUUACGCCCUCGACAUCCUCGUCAUCACGCUGCAGGACAUCGUGGCGUACCAGCGCCGCUGCAGCCAGCGCCUGGCGCCGGGCCUCUACCUGGGCUACCUGAAGCUCAGCAGCUCGGUGGAUCAGAUCCGGGUCCUGGUCUCCCAGCGGAACCCCAAUGUGCUGUGUCACGUCCGCGUGCGGGAAAACGCCAACGUGUCCAGGGAGGAGUGGGAUUGGAUCCGCACGCUCUCGGCCACCGACGGCGAUGACUGCGGCGAGGAGGCCGGGCCCGAAAGCCACGCGCCGCUCCUCUACUACGAGCUCCAGACAGCCAUCAAGUCACUGCUCAAGAACCUCAACCUCAGCGUGCAGCAGGCCCGCCACUUCCGCCUAUACAGCCAAGAAGUGGUGGAGGCGGGCCACGGCGUCUGCUUCCUGCUGCUGCUGCCGCCCGCCGAUGACGUCUGCUCGGCCCCCGGCCAGCCCAACCCCUACACGCCGCUGGCUGGAUUCCUGCACCUGCCGCUGCAGAUGUUUGAGCUGGCGCACUUCUGCAGCUACAAGGAGAAGUUGAUCAGCUUGUACUGCCGCCUGUCUACCGUGCUGGACCUGGACGCCCUCAUCGCCCAGCAGGCGCUGCGGGAGGCCAUCACGGAUGACGAGGUGGCCGCCGCCAAGCGCCGCCAUGGGCUCAUUCUCGACUACAUCCAGCAGCUGGACGAGAGCCGGCGGGACCUGCGCUGGCUGACAGAGGCGCUGCAGUCCGCCCGCUACAAGCAGCCCUGUGGCGGCGUGCCUGUCACCUGCCUGGUGGACGCCGCCCCCGCCACGGACAGCCACGCCAGCGGCCAGCGCAAGACCGACUCCACCUCCUCCGCCAUGGACUACCUGCCGUCGCCCGAGCCGUGCAGGAGCGACUCGCCGCCGGGCUGGGACGAAGACGCUUCGUCCGAGGUCUUCCUGCCCACCGACAGCGACUACGACUCCAGCGACGCCCUGAGCCCCCGGGAGGCGGAGCCGCUUUCCUCGCAAGCCCUGCGCUCGCUGGGGGGGAGCGCCCCUGACGUGCUGCACAUCCUGGAGCUCAGGUGCAGCGCCUUGGCUGUGAACGAGCUACCCCCGUCGCUAGGCCCAGACGAGUCCAAAGAUGUGGCGGCCUUCCUCCCACGCUCGCCCUCGCAGUGCAAAGACUUGGCCGCUUUUGGCCGGGCUUCGCCCCACUCCCCGCCCCUCGCCCGGCUCCCCCGCACGUCGCCGUCCCCCCCGCUGUCCAGGAGCCAGCGGGAGGGCAGCAUCCCCAACCCCCCCUCCAAGCGCAAGCUGCUCUCCAGGAGCAACCGGGGCCAGUAUUUCAGCGGGCCCCAGCGCUGGCUGAGGGGACACAGCCAGGAAACGGGCUCGUUAUCUGAGGGCGUCUACACCAAGCAGCACGAGCCGGACCUCCCGCCGUCGCAGGGCGCCACCCACGUGAGCCGCAUGGACUGUGACCUGGCGAGCCGCAAGGGGCGCCCUCGAGAGCAGAGACCCCACGUGCGCAGGAUCUUCACGGAUGAGGGCGUGGGAAGGUCGGAAGGGGCGGCCGGACAAGACGCCGAUUCGGACGACCAGACCAACACCCAAGUGUCGGAAAUUCUCAGCAGCACGCUCUAGCCCCCCCAAAGCGCCGCUCCAAAAGGUACGUUACGUUUGGAAUCAUUCCGCAACGAGCGUCGUGAGUGAGCCACUCCCGCGUUCUCCCAAAGCCAUAAGCUCACUCGGCUGCCUCGGUGGGGGGUGGGGGCUUGUCCGUCCGUCUGUCGUAGGAAACCAAAGUUGACUUGGCCAAGCCUCCUGGCGUCGACUGUUAAACCAUCAUCAAUGCAAGCGGGGAAUUGCAAUUUAAGAUGCUUCAAAUGGGAAAGUUUACAUGGGAACCAACUGGGGAAGAAAUUUGAAGGAAGCCUUUCACAUUUAAGCCCAUAUGCACAUUUUUUCCAAGGCACAUCUUUCAGCCCUGCCCUGCUCUGCUCUCGACCGCCCGCGUGCAUGCACGGCGCCACUAAAAAUCUUUCUUGGUACCUUUAAAUGUGUGCUGCUCGUCUCAGGCUGGCGCCGUUUGUGUCUGUUGUGCCCGGGACCUGUUUGUGCUGUCGGUCAGCGCUUCUUUUGGCUGUGUGAUUUGUGGAGCACCGCUUGUUCACCUGGCGUACGCUCACGUUGUCCUCAUCUUUUUUCCACGUGUGCAUAUUCUAGAAUAAAAACUGAAGAAACAAAUGUGCGAA